UGGGACUGCGCAGAGCCAGGCCCGCGGAAUGGGCUGAGGCGGCGGCGGCUGCUGCGACAGAGUCGACAGCGGGGCGCGAGGCGCGAGGCGCGACGCCGGUCCGGAUCCUAAGACGUCCGGUUUGAGGAGCGGGCGGGGACUAGGCUUUUCUGGGGCCGGGGGCUUGAUCAGUGGGCGAUUUCAGUCGUGCGGGGACCUCCUACUCGAGGGAGCAUGACAGGAAGUGUGGGGACCCCAGGCUCUAUGCAUGGGGACAUAUAGUGCGGGAAUCUCAGUGUUGAUGGAGUGCCCCAGAGUUCUGGUGAGGGUUGGCGCCUCGCAAGGACACCCUGCUGCCAAGCUGGCAGAGCUCCCAAAGACAAGGCGCUCUGUGGGAAAGAUCGCUAGGUUUUUGUUUUUUUGUAUGUUUCUAUAUCUGAAGUAUGGAUUUACUGUGAAUAUGCAUCAUAUCUAGCUUGAAUAAAUAAAAGUAUAAACGUUUAACAUUCUCAACUUUUUUUCUUUAUUUAUAUGGAGAAAUAUAAGCUCGGCUUGAAAUGGAGAAGUAUGAAAUUCUUGGAAAAGCAGGAGAGGGAAGUUACGGAACAGUCAUGAAAUGUAAACAUAGGGAUACUGGGCACAUAGUGGCCGUUAAGAUAUUUUGUGAGAAACCAGAAAAAUCUGUCAACAAAAUUGCAAUGAGAGAAAUAAAGUUUCUAAAGCAAUUUCGUCAUGAAAACCUGGUCAAUCUGAUUGACGUUUUUAGACAGAAAAAGAAAAUUCAUUUGGUUUUUGAAUUUAUUGACCACACAAUAUUAGAUGAAUUGCAGCAUUAUUGUCAUGGACUAGAGAGUAAACGGCUUAGAAAAUACCUCUUCCAGAUUCUUCGAGCAAUUGAAUAUCUUCACAAUAAUAAUAUCAUUCAUCGAGAUAUAAAACCUGAGAAUAUUUUAGUAUCACAGACUGGAAUUACUAAGCUCUGUGAUUUUGGUUUUGCACGAACACUAGCAGCUCCUGGGGACAUUUAUACAGACUAUGUGGCCACACGCUGGUAUAGAGCUCCAGAAUUAGUAUUAAAAGAUACUUCUUAUGGAAAACCUGUGGAUAUUUGGGCUUUGGGCUGUAUGACCAUUGAGAUGGCCACUGGAAAUCCACAUCUUCCUAGCAGCUCUGAUUUGGAUUUACUCCAUAAAAUUGUUUUAAAAGUAGGUGAUUUGACACCUCACUUGCAAAAUAUGUUUUCCAAGAGCUCCAUCUUUGAUGGGGUGGUUCUUCCUCAAGUUCAACACCCCAAAAAUGCAAGAAAAAAAUACCCAAAGCUUAACGGAUUGUUGGCAGAUGUAGUUCAUGCUUGUUUACAAAUUGAUCCUGCUGAGAGGAUAUCAUCUAGUGAACUUCUGCAUUAUGAAUAUUUUACUAGAGAUGGAUUUAUUGAAAAAUUCAUACCAGAGCUGAGAGCUAAAGUACUACAAGAAGCAAGAGUCAAUUCAUUCAUAAAGCCAAAAGAGAACUCUAAAGAAAAUGAACUUUGGAAAGAUGAAAGGAAAACAAUUUAUACCAAUACGCUGCUAAGUAGUUCAGUUUGGGGAAAGGAAAUGGAAAAAGAGAAGAGGCCCAAGGAAAUCAAAGUCAGAGUUAUUAAAAUCAAAGAAGGAAUAGGCGAUAUCUUUGAACCGAAAAAGAUAGAUUAUAAAGGCAGACAUUGUCAACAGGAUGCAACUGAAAAUGUUUAUGCUAAGUCUCAGGAUACAAAGACUUUAAUCACUGAAUCAUCAAAACCUGUCAGUCCCAGCGUUAACUCUAAUGGCAUGAAAGAAGAUCCACAUUCUGGAAGUUGUAUGACAAUGCCACCCAUCAAUCUAACUAACAGUAAUUUGAUGGCAGCAAAUCACAAUUCAAAUCUCUCUCACCCUAAUCCAAGGUUAAUUGAAAGAACAAAAAAGAGACGUACUUCUUCACAAUCUAUUGGACAAGUUAUAUCUAAUAGCAGGCAAGAGAAUACAGAGCCCACUCAAACCCAAAUGGAGAAGGGUAUAUUUAGUGGGCAAGCAGGUCAAAGUGACCAAAUGGCAAAUGGAAACAAAAGGAAGCUGAAUUUUUUGAGAUCUGAUAAAAAGGAAUUCCAUUUUCCAGAACUCCCUUUCACAAGACAGUCAAAGGAUGUAAAAGGAAAGGAAGUUAAACAGAUAAAAGCACUGAAGAGGGAGUUAAAGAAAACAGAUUCAUCUAAAAUACCAUUACUUAAUGCGGAUCAAAAUCAAGACAAACAAGAGGGAGCAAAUGGCCGUGAGGGGAAGAAUUUGAAGAGGAACAGAUUUUUUUUCUGGUAAUGUCUUUUCUUUUCAAUAAUCUCAAGAAUACAAACUGACAACUCUUCCUUUUUUAUUUUAUAUACAAUAGAAAUGUAAUGUGAGUUGUUAAAACAGCCACCUGUCUGCAUUAGCAUCCUCCAACUUUGUUUUGUUGUUAGCAAAAUAUUUACUGUUUACUUCUCUCUUUCUUCUAUGAUUUUUUUGA
Carlito syrichta (Philippine tarsier) is the source of this 2496-nucleotide messenger RNA. RefSeq names its product cyclin dependent kinase like 3 (gene CDKL3). Gene Ontology annotation, cellular component: nucleus. Gene Ontology annotation, biological process: dendrite extension; protein phosphorylation; negative regulation of axon extension. The coding region runs from base 537 to 2309 and encodes 590 amino acids. NCBI's taxonomy places the organism in Eukaryota, Metazoa, Chordata, Mammalia, Primates, Tarsiidae. The record is from RefSeq and is a predicted model, not a curated record. The transcript is spliced from 12 exons. Gene Ontology annotation, molecular function: cyclin-dependent protein serine/threonine kinase activity; ATP binding.